This is a messenger RNA of Marmota monax (woodchuck), 2405 nucleotides long. RefSeq names its product dystrobrevin beta (gene Dtnb). NCBI's taxonomy places the organism in Eukaryota, Metazoa, Chordata, Mammalia, Rodentia, Sciuridae. Gene Ontology annotation, cellular component: synapse; plasma membrane. Gene Ontology annotation, biological process: synaptic signaling. Gene Ontology annotation, molecular function: zinc ion binding. Bases 241 to 2148 code for a protein of 635 amino acids. The transcript has 20 exons. The record is from RefSeq and is a predicted model, not a curated record.
GUGCCGGGCGGGGAACGGCGCGAGCCGGGCGCUGGGAACGUUCGUCGCGGGGGCGGCUCCGGGGCCUGAGCGGGCGCCGCAGCCGCCUCAGUUGAGGGGGCCGGGCCGAACGAGGCGGAGGAGGCUGCGGCUACUGGAGACCUUCCCCACGCCCCCAGCUCUCCCCGGGAAGCGAGCCAGUUUUCGGCAGACACAACAUUCUUUGUUUGUAUAUGGUGCUGAGGAUUGAACCCGGGCCGCAUGCAUGCCAGGAUGAUUGAGGAAGGUGGGAACAAGCGGAAGACCGUGGCAGAGAAGAGGCAGCUGUUCAUAGAAAUGCGUGCACAGAAUUUUGAUGUCAUACGAUUAUCAACUUACAGAACAGCUUGCAAAUUACGCUUUGUACAGAAACGAUGCAACCUUCAUCUGGUUGAUAUCUGGAACAUGAUUGAAGCCUUUCGAGACAAUGGCCUUAAUACACUGGACCAUAGCACCGAGAUGAGUGUGUCCCGCCUCGAAACCGUCAUCUCAUCCAUCUACUAUCAGUUGAAUAAGCGCCUUCCUUCUACUCACCAAAUCAGUGUGGAACAGUCCAUCAGCCUCCUCCUCAACUUUAUGAUUGCCGCUUAUGACAGUGAGGGCCGAGGCAAGUUGACCGUAUUUUCAGUUAAAGCUAUGUUAGCAACCAUGUGUGGUGGAAAAAUGCUGGACAAAUUGAGAUAUAUUUUCUCCCAGAUGUCAGAUUCCAAUGGCUUAAUGAUAUUUAGCAAGUUUGACCAGUUUCUGAAGGAAGUUCUGAAGCUCCCAACAGCUGUCUUUGAAGGGCCAUCUUUUGGGUACACAGAACACUCAGUCCGCACCUGUUUUCCACAGCAGAAAAAGAUAAUGCUAAAUAUGUUUUUAGACACAAUGAUGGCAGACCCUCCCCCACAGUGCCUUGUUUGGCUACCUCUCAUGCACAGGCUUGCCCAUGUCGAGAAUGUCUUCCAUCCUGUGGAGUGUUCCUACUGCCGCUGCGAGAGCAUGAUGGGCUUCCGCUACCGAUGCCAGCAGUGCCACAACUACCAGCUCUGCCAGAACUGCUUUUGGCGUGGCCAUGCCAGCGGCCCGCACAGCAACCAGCACCAGAUGAAGGAGCAUUCCUCUUGGAAAUCCCCUGCAAAGAAGCUGAGCCAUGCAAUUAGUAAAUCUUUGGGGUGUGUGCCCUCCAGAGAACCCCCACAUCCUGUUUUUCCUGAGCAACCAGAGAAACCACUUGACCUUGCACAUAUAGUCCCUCCUCGCCCUCUGACCAAUAUGAAUGACACCAUGGUUAGCCACAUGUCCUCUGGAGUGCCCACCCCCACCAAGAGGUUUCAGUAUAGCCAGGAUAUACCCAGCUCGCUGGCCGAUGAGCAUGCGCUGAUAGCCUCCUAUGUGGCCCGUCUGCAGCACUGUGCACGUGUCCUGGAAAGUCCUAGCCGGCUGGAUGAGGAGCACCGACUCAUAGCCCGCUAUGCUGCCCGACUGGCUGCAGAAGCAGGAAACACGACUCGUCCUCCUGCUGAUGUGAGCUUUAACUUUGAUGCCAACAAACAGCAGAGACAACUUAUUGCAGAACUGGAAAACAAGAACAGAGAGAUCCUGCAAGAGAUCCAGCGUCUCCGUCUGGAGCACGAGCAGGCUUCCCAGCCCACUCCUGAGAAGGCCCAGCAGAACCCCACGUUGCUGGCUGAGCUGCGGUUGCUGAGGCAAAGGAAAGACGAGCUGGAGCAGAGGAUGUCGGCACUACAGGAAAGCAGGCGGGAGCUCAUGGUCCAGCUGGAGGGGCUGAUGAAGCUGCUGAAGGAAGAAGAGCAAAAGCAGGCAGCUCAGGCCACAGGAUCGCCACAUACAUCGCCCACUCACGCAGGCAGCCGUCCCAUGCCCAUGCCUGUCCGUUCUGCAUCUGCCGGGUCCACCCCCACCCAUGGCCCACAGGACUCUCUGAGCGGGGUUGGGGGAGACGUGCAGGAGGCCUUCGCCCAAGGUUCGAGGAGAAACCUCCGCAAUGACCUGCUGGUGGCUGCUGACUCCAUCACCAACACCAUGUCAUCCCUGGUGAAGGAGCUCCAUUCAGGACCGUGCAGAAUCUUCACCCAGUGCACCUCCCUCCCACACGUGGUCACAGCGGGACAGUCACACGUUUAGGUUUAUCCUAAGAUACCUGGUGAAGCAAGGGUAGUUCUCAAUUUAAAGAAAUUCAGCUCUUAGUGCAGCCAGCCCCCCACCCCACCCCACCCCACUGCUCUCCUACGUGCACCUUUGUCCACAGCAGCUCUUUCCCUAGGCCCUGUCGCCAGCUCCUCCUGAACCUGUCCUGAUGUCGGCAGCCAAGGCAGCCACUAGCGCUGGGCCCUCCAGCUGCCUUUCUGCUCUCUUACUUGAUUUUGAAACCCUUUCCUCUC